AGCAGCUCGCGUAGCUCGUGCCUGCAUGGCUGGAAUCAGGAAAAGACAGUUGACGUUGUUAGGCCUUGCUAGAUGAUUGGCGAGGUAAGAUGGCGGCGCCAGAGGAGCCAGAAUUAUCCCAGGCGCAGACUGAAAAACUCCUCCAAUUUCAGGAUUUAACCGGUUUGGAAUCAAUGGACCAAUGUCGUCGAACAUUAGAGCAGCACAAUUGGAACAUAGAGGCUGCAGUACAAGACAGGCUUAACGAGCAGGAAGGAGUGCCCAGUGUGUUUAACCCUCCACCAUCCAGACCACUUCAGGUCAAUACAGCAGAUCAUAGAGUAUAUAGUUACAUCGUGUCAAGGCCACAACCCAGGGGGUUACUAGGAUGGAGUUACUAUUUGAUAAUGCUACCUUUCAGAUUUACAUAUUACACACUUCUGGACAUAUUCAGGCUCGCCCUGCGGUUCAUCAGGCCUGAUCCUCGUGGUCGUGUGACAGACCCCGUUGGAGACGUUGUGUCUUUCAUUCAUAGUUUUGAGGAGAAGUAUGGGCAGGCACACCCUGUCUUUUACCAGGGAACAUACAGCCAGGCACUGAAUGAUGCCAAAAGGGAGCUCCGCUACCUAUUAGUGUACCUUCACGGAGACGAUCAUCAAGACACUGACGAGUUUUGCCGCUCCACAUUAUGUACGGAAGAGGUCAUUACCUUCCUCAACACACGAAUGCUCUUUUGGGCAUGUUCAACAAGCAAGCCCGAGGGCUACAGAGUGUCCCAAGCGUUGCGAGAGAACACCUACCCGUUCCUGGCCAUGAUAAUGCUGAAAGAUCGCAAGAUGACCGUGGUGGGCAGGCUCGAGGGUCUCAUUCAGCCAGAGGACCUUAUCAACCAGCUGACAUUCAUCAUGGAUGCUAACCAAACAUAUCUAAUGUCAGAGCGCCUUGAACGCGAGGAGAGGAACCAGACCCAAGUGCUAAGGCAGCAGCAGGAUGAGGCCUAUCUGGUUUCGCUCCGUGCCGACCAGGAGAAGGAACGAAAGAAAAGGGAGGAGCAGGAGCAGAAGAGGCAAGAGGAGGAGAAGGUCCGACAGAGUGCUCUUGCUGAAGAGCGGAGACGACGAACACUUGAAGAGGAGAAGGAGAGGAAGUCGGAAUGUCUUCCUCCAGAGCCUCUUGCAGAUGAUCCUGAAAGUGUCAAAAUAGUGUUCAAGCUGCCCAACGAUACACGAGUAGAGAGGCGAUUCCUGUUUGGUCAGUCUCUGACGGUAAUACACGAUUUCCUAUUCUCUUUGAAAGAAACUCCAGAGAAGUUUCAGAUAGUUACAAACUUCCCUCGCCGAGUCUUGCCCUGCCUUCCCACUGAAGAGCAGCCCAACCCACCCACGCUGAAAGAGGCAGGACUCAGCCGCUCCGAGGUGCUUUUUGUUCAGGACCUUACGGACGAUUAAUAGAUAACAUACCUCUUCUACAGCGAGGAAACAUUUUCCUCUGACACCAACCCAUCCUUUUUUUUUCUUUUUUCUUAUUUUGUUCAAUGGCCAUUAUGCAUAAGGGAUCAUUGAGAUAAAACCCUAACCUGGAAAAAAAAAUUAAACCACCCUACAUCUAGUCCUUGUUUGGUUGUGUUUACAGGGUUCCCAAUAGCCUGGAAAGUCUUGAAUUUUAUCAAAUAAAUAUUUCUUGAAGUCCUUCCUUGAGCUCAUCUUUAUGUGUGGACAGAGUUUGAUUUCCAUCACUUGUACUUGCCCCCAGUUAAUUUGUGUUCUUUCACACCAGUAUUUGUUGCAGCAACAGAUUUAAUCAUCUACUGAAAUGUUCUGAAACAGCACAAUAGCUUUGUGCAACACCAUAACCAUAACCCAGAGUAGUUCAUUUGUGGGCAUCUGACCCACCAGAAUGUGAUAAUAGUUACCUUGAGGAUGCAGAAUGGAGAUUUCUAUGAUGGUGUGUUUCCUUAGUUAACUCCUUUUUUAAAAAAAAAAGAUUUUGGUCAAAGUUUUGAUGUCUGAUCCUUGUCAUCAUUCAACAUCCUUUCGCCUUGAGUUUAUGUUUCCCUCACACUGACUAAUGAGCACAACAAAAUCGGUCUGAGUUGGGUUUGUUACCGCUGUGAUUGUUAAUCCAUGUGGUUUGAAGAACAAAUGUACCUACUUCAGGGAGCAGGUUAGUGGUUUUGGACUUUGAGGAUAAAUGGGAACCCUGUUAUAAAUGAGCCAUGACCUGUACAUAAGUUAGCUAUUUAAAAUCCCUAAAUUUACCAUAUGUUUUGUUUGACUCCUAUGUGUCAUGAAAUGACCAAAUGCAGAUUGGUUACUAUGUAAAGCAGACUGCCGCAAGCUCAUGAAGUUCAAAGAUACAUUAUUUAACAAGAAGCCACAGCUUUUACAUGUGGCUUUAUCUAGUAUAGUGCGAGUCUGCUCAUAGUGUGCCUGUGGUUACUCAUAGAUGCCUGUUCGCCUGUAACAUCUAAAUGGGCUCAUGUAAAGAUGUAAUUUUCCAACUAUAAAUUAAAAACAUUUUAAAAA
This is a messenger RNA of Oreochromis niloticus (Nile tilapia), 2504 nucleotides long. It is a transcript of the gene faf2, whose product is annotated as Fas associated factor family member 2. The transcript has 11 exons. Gene Ontology annotation, molecular function: ubiquitin binding. The coding region runs from base 90 to 1427 and encodes 445 amino acids. Gene Ontology annotation, biological process: ERAD pathway. NCBI's taxonomy places the organism in Eukaryota, Metazoa, Chordata, Actinopteri, Cichliformes, Cichlidae. Gene Ontology annotation, cellular component: endoplasmic reticulum. The record is from RefSeq and is a predicted model, not a curated record.